CCUAAACUAUGUAGUAUACUUUCUUAUUUGGCCCGGAGGCGGGUUUGACCGUUAAAUUAGACGGUCAACUCAGUCAAAGUCCACCUCACUUGCCACGUCAGCUAUCAGGGAAUAAACAAUUAAUUUUUUAAUUUUGAAUUUUGUUUAUUUUCUAACAAUAAAAAUAAUAAACGAAAAAAAUUAAUUAAAAGAGCUCUCCAAAUUAUUUUUAAUUAAUUUAAGAAAUUAAACAAAUUUCAAAAAUUCAAAAAUAAUAAUUUUUUAUUUUCUGAUAGCUGACGUGGCAAGUGAGGUGGACUUUGACUAACGGUAAACUCGGUUGACCAUCUAAUUUGACGGUCAAAUCCACCUCCGGGCCAAAUAAGAAAGUAUGCUACAUAGUUUAGGUUAGAAUAGCAAUUUCCUAUACCACAGGUUAAAGUAGAAAGUUUGUCUAUAGUUCGGGUCAAACUAAGGUAUUAACGCUUACGGGUUGUUUGGAUGCAUCAUUUUGGUUCUAUGGUAUUUCGAAUCCUAAUGAUGCAUUAUUUUGCUAUGUGGCAUUUCAUGUGGUAUUUCAUUUUGAAAUGUGGUAAUUGGUGUAAUUGUCUUGUUUGGAUAAAACUUCAAAUAUUGUGGUAUUUCACCACUUAAAGAAGAGAUGAAGUGAAAAAAGAAGUUGGGAGAUGAGGUAUUUGAAAUAACUAGGGGGUGGGUAGGUAUUUCAAAUAACUCACAAUGAGUUAUUUCAAUUGACUCAUGGACAAAAUACCACAUUCUACUUUAUUUUUGCCAAACGAGUUAUUUUGAUUGAAAUAUCUCAUUCUAAGUUAUUUCGACCAAAUUAUCUCAUCAAAAUACUGCAUCCAAACUACCCAUUAUUUAUUCUCAUUGUCAGCUGAACGACAAAAGGCAACUACAUAAAAAAAAAUGUCCUAUAACGAAUCGAGCAAAUUAAACCAAUAAUGGCAAGGGUUUCGAAUCUUUUGGCCGUCUCCAUCUCGUAACUACUACCAAAUGAUGAAUUUAAACCAAUGAAUUUAGAAGCAAGUACCUGAGCUGAAUGUUGCCAAGAACUUCCCUUUGGUUUGUUCCUCUGCUACAGUGAAUGCUUGGUAAUGGUUGGUCUUGGCUUCCUGGAGUUAAUGACAGUCGGUCUCAAAGACGACGAUAAUGUAGUUUCAGCAACGUCCCCCAUUGUCGUCGGCAAAAAUAAUCCCUAAACUACACGUUACGACGAUGAGGACAAAAGCAAUUGAGACAACAAAUCGGUACCAGUCUCUGUCGUGGGGGCUUUUCAUCUUCUACUAGUAGUCUAGGACACUUCGUGCAAUCCGUCGGCAAAAGAAUCAAUUACUCGCUCCAUUUCCACAAUGCCUUCGCAGAUGUCGCGAAACCCUAACGCUCCGCCGCCAAUCGAUGCGAGGAGCGGAUUCUGUCCGGAAACCAAGAUCUAUCACAGUCUCAGAUCUCCGGUGCCACUCCCACAAGAAACCGCGCUGCUCUCCGUCACUGAUUACGUCUUCUCUCUCAUCAAUUCCUUCCCUCCGCCACCGACAGUCUCAGCUCUCGUCGACGGCGACACCGGCCGCCGCAUCUCCUCCUCCCAACUCAUUUCGCGAACCGAGUCGCUCGCUUCCUCCCUCCGCCGCGAACUCGGCCUCAGAAAGGGAGACGCCGCUUACAUCCUUGCUCCCAACUCGGUCAACAUACCGAUCCUCUACCUCUCCCUCCUGUCCCUCGGCGUCGUCCUAUCGCCAGCCAAUCCCGCGAGCUCGGAGCGCGAAAUCCUCCACCAGCUCCAGCUGUCCAAACCUAGAAUCGCGUUCGCGACAUCUGCCGUCGCGCACAAAAUUCCUCCCACCAUCAAAAUCGUCCUCCUCGACUCCCUCGAGUUCGAGUCGCUCGCGGCGGAAACCAGAUCUGGAGAAUCCGAACCAAGAACCUCCGUCUCCCAAUCCGAUCCCGCGGCGAUUCUGUACUCUUCCGGAACCACCGGAGCUACCAAAGGAGUGAUUCUCACUCACCGUAACUUCACCUAUACGGUGGCCCUAGGUCACGCCGUUCGGACGGCGAGGAAAACGCCGGCGGUGGUCCUGGCGACGGUGCCGUUCUUUCACGUGUACGGGUUCGUGUUCGCCGUGCGAGCUGUUGCAUUGGGGGAGACAGUCGUGUCGAUGGAGAGAGUCGAGAUGAGGAAAAUGCUAAAGGCGAUUGAGGACAAUCGGAUUACCCACGUGGCCGCAGCGCCACCGCUCGUUGUCGCGAUGGUCAAAGAAGACAGGAAGGUAGUGGACGGCUACGAUUUGAGCUCCCUGGAAGUUGUAGCGUGCGGUGGCGCCCCACUCGGGAGAGAUGUUGCCGCGCAGUUGACCGCGCAAUUCCCAAGGGUGUCGCUCGUCCAGGCUUACGGGUUGACAGAAUCGACGGGGAGGGUGUUCUCAACAGUGGGACCCACGGAAAGCAAGGUGGGAGGUGCAACAGGGAAGCUGACUCCCGAAACCGAAGCGAAAAUCGUUGAUCCUGAAACUGGAAUCCCUCUGCCCCCAGGAAAAGGUGGAGAGAUUUGGGUUAGAGGGCCAUCCAUUAUGAAGGGUUAUGUAGGUGAUGAAGAAGCCACAGCCAGAAGUUUGGAUGCUGAAGGGUGGUUGAAAACAGGAGACCUUUGCUACAUUGACGACCAAGGUUUCCUAUUUGUGGUGGACAGGAUCAAGGAACUGAUCAAAUGCAGAGGCUAUCAGGUCGCGCCAUCUGAGCUCGAGCAUUUGCUUCAGUCCCAUCCAGAUAUACUCGAGGCAGCUGUGGUCCCAUUGCCUGACGAGAGAGCAGGCCAAGUUCCCAUUGCAUUUGUGGUAAGGCAGAAUGGAAGCACCAUUAGUGAGCUGCAGGUCAAGGAGUAUAUUGCAAAGCAGGUUGCACCAUACAAAAGACUACAUAGAGUACUAUUCACUGAAUCCUUGCCAAAGAAUGCUCAGGGCAAGUUGUUGAGGAAAGACUUGACAAGACUAGCAAUGUCGCCCGCCAAGCUAUAAAAUAAUCACCUUCCUGUUUGCUAGACUGUUUAGUGGAAUUCAAAAAUGUUACUGCUUCAUCUAUAGAUUAUUGGAAAUGAUCCUUGUGCUUAAGAGAUUGUGAAAUAUUUGCUCCUUGAAAUGAAUCCCAAAACAUGCUAAAGUUUAUGAAAUUCAUCAAAAUGAAGGUACUGAAUCUCUACCCUUGUAAGAUAUAGAAAAAGUUGCAGAAAGACAUGGGUUUUUUUUACUGAAUCAAUGAAAUCUCUAAAUUCAU
This is a messenger RNA of Linum trigynum, 3267 nucleotides long. The record is from the annotation of a GenBank genome assembly. Lineage: Eukaryota; Viridiplantae; Streptophyta; Magnoliopsida; Malpighiales; Linaceae.